Molecule: messenger RNA, 3037 nt
Organism: Chelonia mydas (Green sea turtle)
Lineage: Eukaryota; Metazoa; Chordata; Testudines; Cheloniidae
Gene: FAM76A
Product: family with sequence similarity 76 member A
Exons: 10
Coding region: 79-1134 (351 amino acids)
Source: RefSeq, a predicted model, not a curated record
CGGGUGUGGCAGCCCCGCCUCGCGGCUGCCUGACCGCCCGUCCCAGGUUAGGCUGCGCCUGUCAGUGGGGGCGGCGGGAUGGCGGCGCUUUACGCUUGUACCAAGUGCCACCAGCGCUUCUCCUUCGAGGCGCUGAGCCAGGGGCAGCAGCUGUGCAAGGAGUGUCGAAUUGCGCAUCCCAUUGUCAAGUGCACGUACUGCAGGACCGAGUUCCAACAGGAAAGCAAAACCAACACAAUAUGCAAGAAAUGUGCUCAGAACGUGAAACUCUAUGGAACGCCAAAACCAUGCCAGUACUGCAACAUAAUAGCGGCAUUUAUUGGCAACAAGUGCCAGCGCUGUACGAACUCAGAGAAGAAGUAUGGGCCACCUCUCUCCUGUGAACAGUGCAAGCAACAGUGUGCAUUCGACAGGAAGGAUGAUAGAAAGAAGGUGGAUGGGAAGCUGCUGUGCUGGCUGUGUACGUUGUCCUACAAACGGGUCCUACAGAAGACCAAAGAGCAACGCAAACAUCUAAGCAGCUCUUCACGGACGAGCCUGCAAGAGAAGGAGCAGUUCAGCAGGCUCAGCAGUGGCAGCCACUACAACAGCCAGAAAACCUUAUCCACCUCCUCUAUUCAGAAUGAAAUUCCAAAGAAGAAACCCAAGUUUGAGGCCAUAUCAGCCAAUGGUGACAGCGUUCCUUCCUCUCCCGAGAUGCUUUGCCCCCCUACCCAGAGUGCCCCGUCCGUGUUGGUGCAGUGGGCUGCUUCCCAACAGAGUCCCGGUGCCCAUCAUUAUCCUGUUUCUCAAGGCACUGACGUCCUGAACUUUUCUCCAGACCUUGCCCUGGACUCCCCUGGCACGGACCACUUCGUUAUUAUUGCCCAGCUGAAGGAAGAAGUGGCCACUCUGAAAAAGAUGCUGCACCAGAAGGAUCAGAUGAUCUUGGAGAAAGAGAAGAAGAUCACAGAGCUAAAGGCCGACCUGCAGUACCAGGAAUCCCAGAUGAGGGCAAAAAUGAACCAAAUGGAGAAGACACACAAGGAAGUCAUGGAGCAGUUACAGGCCAAGAACAGAGAACUCCUGAAGCAAGCAGCUGCCCUAUCCAAGGGCAAAAAGCCUGAGAAGUCAGGAGCAAUAACCUCCCCUUAAAACAAAAACAAACUGGGAGCUUCCCCAGCAUUAACCCAGGAGGCCUGUCUGUUCGGCUGGAAUCCAACCUCAGUCUUGUUACUAUCCUAUCGCUAUGGACUCGAUGGAACGCCUGGUGUGUGUUGCCUUUCGACAGCAUGGUUGAGUGUGUCUGGUUUCAAUAUCUGUUGAAUACUGUUAUAUAGUAUAGUGAUCCACAGGGAGCGGUGCCCCCACACAUCUUGCUGUCCCCCGUGCCCUGGAACGAAUGGUCUCCAGAAGAGACCCUGUUUGGAAAACAGGUAUUACCACUGCCACUUCCUACAUUAGAAACCAGGGAUCCUGUGAUACUGGAGACCCGUCUCUGCAGUUUAAAAUCUGCUGGUCUGAGGCACAAUCAGUUGUUGGCUGGUUUUCAGGCUUACCAAGAGCUUUGGGGGCACAGUGAGAGCUUUAUUUUCAAGUGUUUUGUUCCUUCUUUCAAUGGAAGCUCUUAAAUCGCCUUCCCCAAAGGGAGCAGGAGGCUGCACGCCGAUCUGCCUGGAGCGGUUACGCUACCUUUCAAAACCUGUUCCAGAAUCCAGGCUAUAGAUUUCUCUUGGGUUUUUAAAAUAUUGGCUUGGCAAACCUAACUGCCUGUUUUGAUAACUUUUGGUUUGAGAGUCUUACAGAAUAAUUGUGCAUAACCAUAUGGUGGCCCUGUGGGGCUCUGGUUAGUGGCUUGGGCUAAUCUAACUUCUCUGGCACGGCCUUCUGCAGUAAAGGCAGAAGGAGAGCUUGAGGCUCUAUUAGACGCGCUCUCCCCUCCCAAGUCCCGGAUCAAGUUGAUCCUUUUAUAUCUUCUCCUCUCCACCCCACUUCACUAACAUCAGAUGUUACAAGAAGUGAGUUCAGUCAGGUCAAUAGUGACACAAAGUAGGAAGUGCUUCUUGGGUGCUGGGCAGAGAAGCCCCCAACCUCCAUUCCCAACAAAAGCCAGCAGGAUAAAAGAGCUGAGAAGGUUCUCUGCUUUUCUGAAACAAUCUGACUUCAGAGGCAAAGAGGCCAUAAACAGCUCCAGUAAGGUCAGCUGGAAUGUGUAUUUCCAACCCACCCUCAUUAGAGGAGAGCUGAGCUCUGCAGCUGUCUGAGCCCUGCCCUCAGGGCAUCUCUUAGAGGGGGAAAAAAGCACUCUGCCAUUAGGGGGAAAUGCGCAGAUGGGCUCUCAAGUCAGCAGGUUCCAGGCCAGGUUACUCCAUGGAAUCCCACUGGCCAGCCCUAUUCACACAAGGUGAAGAGAGAGCUCAGGGGUUAGAGACCCUACCUCGGGGGGAGUAGGGGAAGGAAACAACCUUAAUGUAGACAGGCACCAAAUGGAAAGAGAUGAGACACUGACCCUUUGAGACAGGGCUAGCUGCUCUAACUGGGUUUUUAUUAAUCUUUUAAGUAGAGAGUUGCAAUUUUUUUUUUUAAGAUGAAUUUAUUCAAUGGCACUUUUCAGAUGUUAGCUUUGAGCGUGGAAGAGCACACUGAAGCAUCAGAUACUGUCGUGUGGUUUUUGUUUUUGUUUUUAAAAAGACUUUAGGAUGCUGAGAAAUCUUUGCACUCUGCCAGAGUGUGACAGCCGGAAAAAAAAAAAAAACCACCUAAUUUUAUACUUCACAUAUUUUUAGAAAAAGUCUGAAAUGUAUCAAUAGGAUUUUUUUUAAAAAUGGGGGCUUUGCUUCUUAGCUUCCCUCAGGACACAGAAAUAAUAGAGGGAGAAGGGCCUUGUAUAUACAAUGUUGUUGUUUUUUUAAUUGUGACACAUUGAUCAUGCAACUGAGUAGCUGAUGGUUUGUAGUAAUAACGUUGUUUCUUUGUAUGUUUGUAAUAAUGGAGAUUUUAAAGGGAUGCUUUGAUUUGUACAAAACUCUGACAAACGUUAAAAGUGUUUUAAACAAAA